Molecule: messenger RNA, 1511 nt
Organism: Hevea brasiliensis (rubber tree)
Lineage: Eukaryota; Viridiplantae; Streptophyta; Magnoliopsida; Malpighiales; Euphorbiaceae
Product: glyoxylate/hydroxypyruvate/pyruvate reductase 2KGR
Exons: 2
Coding region: 330-1274 (314 amino acids)
Cellular component (GO): cytosol
Molecular function (GO): glyoxylate reductase (NADPH) activity; hydroxypyruvate reductase [NAD(P)H] activity; NAD binding
Source: RefSeq, a predicted model, not a curated record
UAUGAAAAUAAGUUUUGUUUGCCAUUUUGUCAAAUGGAACGACACCGUUUGGAAACUCGCAGACGUAGCAGUUGAGAACAGCUCUGUACAGCUCUGUGUGGUGGGAAAACUGUUUUCCUCUUUUGUGCCGUGCCACGCCACAAGCGAAAUCCAAACGCAAAAAUCCAAAGAAAACUCACCUGUAAACUGCAACUACGCAGUCACGCUGACCCCUGAAUACCCCAAACCAACCGCAGCCAAACUGUACAAAAUCGCAACUCUUCCAUUAUCACUCGCACUGAAAGGCUCACUUCUCCUGACAAAUAGGAGGACUCCAUCCAAAAAUACCAAUGGAGUCGAUCGGUGUUCUAAUGACCUGCCCUCCAAACUUCCCCUACCUCGUUGAAGAACUCGAGAAGCGCUUCACCCUCUACAAGCUCCAAAACGCCCCAGACAAGACCCACUUCAUCAAUUCCCACAAGAAUUCGAUCAGGGCAGUCGUGGGUAACGCCGGGUUCGGUGCCGAUGCCGAACUGAUCGAACAAUUGCCGAAGCUGGAAAUCGUCUCCAGUUUCAGCGUGGGGCUCGAUAAGGUUGAUUUGCCCAAGUGCAAGGAGAAAAGGAUACGGGUCACAAACACGCCUGAUGUUCUGACGAAUGAUGUCGCCGACUUGGCUAUUGGGUUGAUGUUGGCGGUACUGAGGAGGUUGUGUGAGAGUGAUCGGUAUGUCAGGAGUGGAAAGUGGAAAAAGGGUGACUACAAGUUGACUACUAAGUUUACUGGGAAGUCUGUCGGCAUUAUUGGGUUGGGCAGGAUCGGCAUGGCAAUUGCCACAAGAGCUGAAGCAUUUAGCUGUCCAAUUAGUUACUAUGCUAGAACAGAAAAACCAGAUGUAAAAUACAGGUACUAUCCAAGCGUUAUUGAGUUGGCUGCCAAUUGUCAAAUCCUUGUCGUUGCAUGUGCACUAACAGAAGAAACCCACCACAUUGUCAAUCGUGAAGUUAUGAAUGCAUUAGGUCCAAAGGGGGUCCUCAUUAACAUUGGUAGAGGUCCUCAUGUUGAUGAACCUGAGCUGGUGUCUGCACUACUUGAAGGCAGGUUAGGUGGUGCUGGGCUUGAUGUGUUUGAAGACGAGCCUAAUGUGCCUGAGCCGCUAUUUGGUCUUGAAAAUGUAGUCCUAUUGCCUCAUGUGGGAAGUGGUACGGUGGAAACCAGAAAAGCUAUGGCUGACCUUGUUGUUGGCAACUUGGAAGCACACUUCUUGAAGAAGCCUCUGUUGACUCCAGUGGUUUGAUUUUGACAUAAAAAUUUGUGAAUACAAAGACUGAUCAGAGGCGUCAUCAUGCUUCUGGGACUUGAAUUAAUCUAGAUAUCAUUAUUUCCAGGACCUGGCAAGAAUGCCUUGAUGGAAGAAAACAAUAUUCUCUAGAUUCCAAGUUGUAUGGCUGAAUUUAUUUUCUUCUUAGCACUCUUAAACAUGUUGGUAUUCUGAAAUGACAUUUACAUGUUCCAUUUUUUUUUUGCUGCCAAA